This is a messenger RNA of Nelumbo nucifera (sacred lotus), 1389 nucleotides long. RefSeq names its product transcription factor MYB62-like. NCBI's taxonomy places the organism in Eukaryota, Viridiplantae, Streptophyta, Magnoliopsida, Proteales, Nelumbonaceae. Gene Ontology annotation, cellular component: nucleus. Gene Ontology annotation, biological process: regulation of DNA-templated transcription. The record is from RefSeq and is a predicted model, not a curated record. Gene Ontology annotation, molecular function: DNA-binding transcription factor activity; sequence-specific DNA binding.
CUUGGGGGUUGGGGGGUCCUUAUCUUGUAGUUUUCCAAGUAAAAGCCUCGACCUUAUUGGACUCUAUAAAGCUGGGUUGGGCGGAGUUUCACUGCUUUAGCUAGCUGCAAUUCUCCCGACCUCUUUGUUUGCUUUUGUCAGCUAUCUUCUAGUUUUGUGGGUCUCUCGCUCCACGAGAGUAGCUAUGUCUACUCCAAAGAGUUUAUACUCGUAUGGUGAAGAAGAUGUUGAACUAAGAAGAGGACCAUGGACUCUUGAAGAAGACACUCUUCUCAUCCAUUACAUUGCUUGUCAUGGUGAAGGUCGUUGGAAUCUGUUAGCCAAGUCUUCAGGAUUGAAGAGGACUGGCAAGAGUUGCAGAUUGAGAUGGUUGAAUUAUUUGAAACCAGAUGUCAAACGAGGAAACCUUACUCCUGAAGAACAGCUCUUGAUUCUUGAACUUCAUUCGAGAUGGGGAAACAGAUGGUCUAAGAUUGCACAACAUCUACCAGGAAGAACAGACAAUGAGAUCAAGAAUUACUGGAGAACAAGGGUGCAGAAACAAGCGCGGCAUCUCAAGAUUGACGCCAAUAGCGCCAGGUUUCGUGAUGCGAUCAGAUGCUUUUGGAUGCCUAGAUUGCUUCAGAAGAUAGAAGACUCUUCUUUAGCCAUGAUAAAUCAAAACUCAUCAUCGAGUCCUAUACCACUCAACCUGCAGAUCCCUCAGCCAUCACCUCUCCCACCACCUCCAGAGGUGUCUCUUAGCGUCAGUGAACCGACUGACAGUAUCAAUCUUCAAGAGAAGAAUUGCACCAGUCCAAGCAUAUCUUCUUCAGACUCCAUGAACAUCUCCAAAUUCCCUGAAUUUUCAGAAUACCCAACAACUUCAAGUCUUCUUCUCCAUGACUUUGGUAACAUUGUCUACAACCCAUAUGUCGACAACAGCAGCUAUGACAUGGACGACUUCAACACGUCUGUUAUGUCACUACAGGGAGGAUAUGAGGCCUCUGAUUGCCACAUGGCUGAAAGUAAUUGGGUUGGCAACGACGUGGCCGAAAGCAUAUGGAGCAUAGAUGAGUUAUGGCAGUUCAGAAAGUUACAAGACAGGGGCAUUUAGUGUUUGUCAUCAUCUGAUAAUCCAUUGUUGAUCCAGUCUGUGAUAUAGAUAGGUCUUCUGUAGCAAGUUCAGGUUUAUUGGUGGGAAAGGAAUUUUUCUAGUUCUGUUCCAAAGCUGAUUAAAGUUGGGAACUGUUUGAUGUAUUUAUCUCUUCAUUAUCGUUUUCUUUAUUUUUUUUAUUUUUUGGCUUCACUAAUUUCAAGUAGUGGGGGGGUGAAGAAGGCGCCGGCGAUGACAUUAUUUGCCUCUUGACUAAAAGACUCAACCCCAACUAUGAGCAUCAAUAUUAUAUA